Messenger RNA from Protopterus annectens (West African lungfish), 1359 nucleotides. It is a transcript of the gene NUDT8, whose product is annotated as nudix hydrolase 8. Gene Ontology annotation, molecular function: coenzyme A diphosphatase activity. NCBI's taxonomy places the organism in Eukaryota, Metazoa, Chordata, Ceratodontiformes, Protopteridae. Bases 507 to 1229 code for a protein of 240 amino acids. The transcript has 7 exons. The record is from RefSeq and is a predicted model, not a curated record.
ACAGCAGAGAUCCCAGAAGUCUAUGCAGUUUUGACUGCAUAGACUGUCAGUGGAAACAGAUCGGACCCGGAUUGCAACGUCGGUAGACUAUCGGAUCUCGCGUGGUGGAUGGAUGUGCUCCAGGAGUCUCGUCGGAUCUCGCGUGGUGGAUGUAAUGCACGGGCAGUUAUAGAGUGUGUUGCUAUGGAUUUAAUGGCCCAAGGGAUCUACUGAUGUUGUUCCAGGAUGCGGGUGGAAUUUGAUAGCCAUGGAGAUGUAUUAUAUUUAAUACAGACUGUGCGAAGUGGAUCAAGUCAAGAAUACUGAGAAAGGUGGAGUUGAAAGACAGGACAGCAUCGUCAAGGCUUGGGUAAAUUAGCCAAGACUGUCUUCAGGACUAAGUCUUUAUCUUGGCUUGACGUGAAUUCAACUAUAAUUGACCUAGGAGAAGGUGGAUUGCUUUUUAUUGAAGCAUUUGAAAGAGAUCUGUGUGUUCUGUUGAUGCCAAAUGAGAGCUUCAAUAGAAGAUGUACCCUAGACUAUGGCAGACCUUCAUGAGAUUGCGCUAUCAGCUGUUCCAGGUGCGUAGUUGCAUGUGCCUUACAAAGUGUAGUGAUGUGGCUGUCAUCCAGAACUGCUUAUCAAAGGAGAAUGAGCUCCGGUGUAGGCAGCAGCUUCAGAGACAUUCAGCAGCAUAUGCCAGCAAGAAACCUGCCGCGGCAAUACUGGUAUCGUUGUGCACUGCAAAGGGAGAGCCUGCCUUUCUUUUCACAUUGCGCUCCAGUAAAUUGAAGGGAAAACACAAAGGAGAUGUCAGCUUUCCUGGAGGAAAGGUUGAUCCAUCAGAUGACAGCAUUGUUCACACAGCUGUAAGAGAAGCCCAGGAAGAACUUGGGAUCUCAGUAACUGAAGAAAACAUCUGGGGAGUCAUGAGGCCACUGUUUGAUGGGUCAGGCAUGAUGAUUGCACCUGUCUUGGCUAACCUUGGAUCAGUGGAGUCCCUGAAAAUUUGUGCAAAUAAAGAAGAGGUUGAGGAAAUAUUCAUCAUUCCUAUCCACCAUGCUUGUGCAGUACAAAACCGAGGAUAUACACAUUUUCGGCUCCGUGGACAGUAUUACUACACCCUGCCUGUCUUUUUGAAUGCCCAAUACAAAGUUUGGGGUCUCACUGCUGUGGCUAGUGACACAACUCUCGCUUUACUUCUUCCUGGAAUAUACAUCAGUAUGAUGCACAUAGUUCAUCAGCAUUAGCUCGACCCAUUGCAAACAAAACUGACUUUUCAUAUGAGUUUUUCAAGUAUAACUUUCGAAAGAACGAACACCUGCUGUGUUCCAUAAGUGACUGAUUUUGCUGAGAGAUGAUUAAAUUGUUUUAGGCUCA